Molecule: messenger RNA, 984 nt
Organism: Maniola jurtina (meadow brown)
Lineage: Eukaryota; Metazoa; Arthropoda; Insecta; Lepidoptera; Nymphalidae
Exons: 2
Coding region: 40-918 (292 amino acids)
Biological process (GO): regulation of transcription by RNA polymerase II
Cellular component (GO): nucleus; transcription regulator complex
Molecular function (GO): DNA binding
Source: RefSeq, a predicted model, not a curated record
CAGUUGGAGAAACACUACGUCUGUAGCGUGCUUCUAAUCAUGGCAAGCAAAGAUUUUGAAAAAUUUAUACGCAAGGAAACUUUGAUAAGUUUAGUUGAAAAGAGGCCAGUUCUAUGGGACAAAACGCUGGAUAUCUAUAGAGAUAAAGUUGCAAAAGCAGCAGCUUGGCGCGAAAUAUGCGUUACUCUAAUGGAGGAUUAUGAAAAGUUAGAGCAAACGGAAAGACAAGAGUUCGGAAAAUUUGUUACUAAAAAAUGGGCGCAGACCAGAGAUUCCUGGAUAAGAACAUUGAAUGAGAAAAAGAAGGCAAAGAAAUCCGGUGCUUCUGUUAAGUCUUACAGAUAUCACAAGCAGAUGUUAUUUUUGAAAAAAGUCGUCUGUCCGGACACGCACGAAAGAGUGUCUUCUACAAAAACAAUAUGUUAUAAAGACAGCACGCCAUCGAUGAAAGAAAUUCAUAAAAUAAACGAAGAAGACAGUGAUAGUCAAGAAGAGAGUCAAUAUACCAGACAUAAUUCAACGCAGCCGACCCCAAGAAGUGCAGUAAAAAGAAAAUUGGCUGACGAAGACGAAAAAAUGAUUUCUUACAUUGACCAACAUUUAAAACCGAAGGCAGCUGAGCACGAAGACCGACACCUAUCGUUCUUCAAAAGUCUUCUACCAUCCUUAGCUUUGCUUAACGACGAUCAAACCUUAGAAUUUCAGUCUAGAGUGAUAAGCCUUAUACAAAAUAUUAAAAAAACUAGAACUGGCCAGUCGAUCUGUGACUGGUCAUCUCCACAAACGUCUAGCUGUAAUCACUACCAAAGCCAAGACCCUUUUAAUAGGCCACACGCUGUUUAUGCGCAAGCGGCAUCGCUGGCAUCCAGUGGGGACUCGGUAAAAUCUGAACCGGCAGAAUCUGUUGAAUCUGAAUGAACAUCAGGUCCUGUAUCCAUGGAGCAGAAAGAAAACUGGUCUGCAAUACUGUGUACCUAAAGAAAG